This is a messenger RNA of Necator americanus (New World hookworm), 441 nucleotides long. RefSeq lists its product as uncharacterized. The record is from RefSeq and is a predicted model, not a curated record. Gene Ontology annotation, cellular component: cell surface. The coding region runs from base 1 to 441 and encodes 146 amino acids. The transcript has 3 exons. Lineage: Eukaryota; Metazoa; Nematoda; Chromadorea; Rhabditida; Ancylostomatidae.
AUGAUCACCUUGAUGUUGUCCCUUUCCUUCUAUCAACUUACGCUUCUGGUUUCAACAACAACGCUCCAUCAAUCGGUACGAGUACAGGGGAAACUAGUCUGUAAUGGGACCGGAUACUCGGAUGCAAAGGUGAUACUCUUCCAAGGCUUGCUCGUACCAUUGAAAUUAGCUGAAGCGAAGCCAACAAAAACUGGAGACUUCACAGUUGUAUGGUCUGGCGCUAAACUCGGAAAAAUUUCGCCUACUGUCAAUAUUUAUCAUAAAUGUCUUUAUCAUCAGCCAUUAAAAUUCUGCAGCAGAAUGCUCAGCAUACAGGUCCCAAGCGACUACGUCAUCACUGAUUCCGAUCGUAUUAACGCCACUUUUAAUAUCGGCAUUACAAAUCUAAAUAUUAAGUACUCUUUUGAGAUUAUCGAUUGUAUUUUCGGGUCAUUCUCAUAG